Messenger RNA from Drosophila hydei, 859 nucleotides. RefSeq names its product vesicle transport protein SEC20 (gene Sec20). The record is from RefSeq and is a predicted model, not a curated record. Gene Ontology annotation, molecular function: SNAP receptor activity. Lineage: Eukaryota; Metazoa; Arthropoda; Insecta; Diptera; Drosophilidae. Gene Ontology annotation, cellular component: SNARE complex; endoplasmic reticulum. Gene Ontology annotation, biological process: retrograde vesicle-mediated transport, Golgi to endoplasmic reticulum. The transcript is spliced from 2 exons. The coding region runs from base 16 to 699 and encodes 227 amino acids.
AAAACAAUCGCAAUAAUGGACAAGGAUAGAUUCACGCUUCAGUCAAUACGUCAAGAUUUGAUUGAUAACAAUCUGCAAGCAAAGGCCAUCAUUCAGGACAUACUCAACAGCAGAUCAUCCAUUGGCGAACUGGAAGAGCUCAAUGAAGCAGGGCGCGCCAAAUUGUCAGCGAUACGAAAGAAUAUUGAAAGGCUCGAUGAUUGGGCGAGGGACAUGGGCGAUCCCACAUUGGCCACAGAAGUGGACACACAUCGUGAGCAAUUCUCCAAAACUUUACAAGCAUUCCGCAAGGCCAACGUCUCCACCAUGCUGGAGAUAGAGAAAGCCAAUCGUGAGGAACUCAUGGCCAUUACGGGCGAAAGUGAGUUGAGACAGCGCUCCACAGGGGGCGCGCGGCACAAUCGCAGCAGUCUUGUCACGCAGGAAAACGAUGUCACAGAGAAAAUGUUGGCCAUAUCGCGACACCUGUCGGAGACAACCCAAAAGAGUGCAGUCACACUGGAAACCCUGGUGGCCUCUUCCCAAAAUGUGGAGGCAACCAGCGAUGAGCUACACAACACUGCCGGCAGCCUAACACAAUCGGGCAAACUGCUAAAGAAAUACGGAAGGCGCGAAUGCACCGAUAAAAUGUUACUUUUCUUUGCCUUUUGUCUGUUCCUGGCUUGUGUGUUCUACAUAGUGCAAAAGCGCCUGUUUUAGAUUAUCAGAAAGCGUCUGCCUAGCAGCCUGAAAUUUGCAACUAGUUUAUAAAUAUAGUCGGUAUAUGAUAUCAUUGAAAAUGCUUUGCUAAUUUAAGAAUUAUUAAGUGUAAAAGCACGUAUAUAUACAUAUAUUAAUUUAAAAUCACAACUGUAUGUUU